Camarhynchus parvulus is the source of this 3192-nucleotide messenger RNA. RefSeq names its product coenzyme Q8A (gene COQ8A). Bases 146 to 2098 code for a protein of 650 amino acids. Lineage: Eukaryota; Metazoa; Chordata; Aves; Passeriformes; Thraupidae. Gene Ontology annotation, molecular function: kinase activity. The record is from RefSeq and is a predicted model, not a curated record. The transcript has 15 exons. Gene Ontology annotation, biological process: ubiquinone biosynthetic process. Gene Ontology annotation, cellular component: extrinsic component of mitochondrial inner membrane.
CGGCCGCGGCCGGGGGCGGUGGCGGCGGUAAACAGGCGUGCGGGCCCGGGCCGCGGUCGCCGAGCCGAGCCGAACGGACCGAGUCGAGGCGAGCGGUGGCCGCUGUGCCGUGCCGUACCGGGCCAGGCACAGAAAUUCAUCAGUCAUGGCGGGUGAUGCCAUCAUGGUCAUGAGGGGCCUGACCAAGCUGAGUAAAGCCAUCCUGGAGACCCAGGCAGGGCAGCUUCGGCAGGUGCUCCUCGGGGGAGAUGCAGUCACCAUUGCCAGGACUCUCCAGGCCACUGCUGAGGAACAGUUCAGCUCUGCCCUGGGGAAGGUGCAGGAGCUUGGCAAACAGCAGGAGAACUUUACUGACCUCGGUGAGGAUUUUGGGAAAGACUAUGACUUCUCAGCCAGAGAGCCAUCAGAUGCUCCAAUGGACUUCUCCACUGCCUCUGGCAAGCCUCAGGAACACAGCACUGAAGGCCCUGCUUAUUCCUACACAACAAAUGGACCUUUUAGAAUUAUUGAUGAGACUGGAGAUUCUGGCAUGGGUCAGAAGCCUUUCCCUCCCAAAAUGGAUGCAAGGUUAUUUGGAGGCAUUAGGGACCCUGGAAAUCCUUUUGCUACUGCCUUUGGACAAAAUAGAGCUUUUCACCAAGACCAUUCCUCUGUUGGUGGAUUAACAGCUGAAGAUAUUGAUAAAGCCAGACAGGCCAAAACAGGUUCAGGACAGAAACCCUACAAACAGAUGCUCAGUGAGCGGGCCCGGGAGAGGAAGGUUCCCGUCACCAGGAUCGGCCGCCUCGCCAACUUCGGAGGACUGGCUGUUGGUCUUGGCAUUGGGGCACUGGCAGAAGUGGCAAAGAAAAGCCUUAGACCUGAGGAACGCAGUGGGAAGAAAGCAGUGAUGGAUUCUAGUCCCUUCCUGUCAGAGGCCAACGCAGAAAGGAUCGUGAGGACCCUGUGCAAGGUCCGGGGAGCAGCGCUGAAGCUGGGACAGAUGCUGAGCAUUCAAGAUGAUGCCUUCAUCAACCCCCACCUGCAGAGGAUCUUUGAGCGCGUGCGUCAGAGCGCCGACUUCAUGCCCAUAAAGCAGAUGAUGAAAACUCUGAACAACGAUCUGGGCCCCAACUGGAGGGAUAAACUGGAGUCCUUUGAAGAACGCCCCUUUGCUGCUGCUUCAAUUGGUCAGGUCCAUCUGGCACGCUUGAAAAACGGGAAAGAAGUUGCCAUGAAAAUCCAGUACCCUGGAGUCGCCCAGAGCAUCAACAGUGAUGUCAACAACCUGAUGGCUGUCCUGAGCAUGAGCAAUAUUCUCCCUGAAGGUUUGUUCCCAGAGCACCUGAUUGAAGUGGUGAGCAGAGAGCUGGCCCUGGAGUGUGACUACCUGAGAGAAGCUGCCUGUGCAAGGAAAUUCCAGGAGCUGCUGAAAGACCACCCUUUCUUUUAUGUACCAAGAGUAAUAGAUGAGCUGUGCAGCAAGCACGUGCUGACCACAGAGCUGGUGUCUGGCUUUCCCUUGGAUCAAGCUGAAGGACUGAGCCAGGAGAUUCGAAACGAGAUCUGCCACAACAUCCUGGUGCUGUGCCUGCGGGAGCUGUUUGAGUUCCGGUACAUGCAGACUGACCCCAACUGGUCCAACUUCUUCUAUGACCCACAGCUGCACAAGGUGGCCCUGCUGGACUUUGGAGCAACACGAGGGUUUGAUGAGAAGUUCACAGAUGUCUACAUAGAGGUGAUCAAGGCAGCUGCUGAUAUGGACAGAGAGAGAGUACGGAAGAAGUCCAUUGAAAUGAAAUUCCUCACUGGCUAUGAAAUCAAGGAAAUGGAAGAUGCCCACUUAAAUGCUGUCCUCAUCCUGGGAGAGGCUUUUGCAUCUAAGGAGCCUUUUGAUUUUGGCAACCAAAGCACCACUGAGAAGAUCCAUGGUUUAAUCCCAAUCAUGCUGAAGCACCGGCUCAUCCCCCCGCCAGAGGAGACCUACUCCCUUCAUCGGAAGAUGGGCGGCUCUUUCCUCAUCUGCACCAAACUGAAGGCCAAAAUUCCCUGCAAGAACAUGUUCCAAGAGGCAUACAGCAAAUACUGGAGCAGUAGGGGCAAGAAGCCAGAGGAGUAGUAAGAAGGAACUUGUCUUGUUCUGAGGGCCCGGUUCAGCUGAGCCUUGCAGAGAGCGUUCCAAGCCUGCCCUGCGUUGCUCCCCAGCCCUCCAUCCUCUUGAGAUGCAGCAGCCCCAUGCCCUGGGAGCCAAGGGUGCAUUCCACGAGGACAAAGCUGCUCUUUCCAGCUGUGUCUGUCCUGCCUGGACUGCCAGCACAGCCCACAGCUUGCAGGAAACUCUUGAGUGCUUCUGUGCUGCUUCAAGGCACCAGCUGACUACCUUGAAUGCAUUUGUAACAUUGUGAUGGUGGCUGCAUAUUGAGAGGGUUUUAUAAAGAGUAGGGGAAGGAGGAUGAGAGCAGAAUUCAAUAUUGAAACCUAUUUGUAAUUGUCCACAAAUUGUUUUUUAAAAACCUUCCCUCUUUAAAGCUGAGGUGGAAUUCAAGUAGUUUUCAUACUGUGAAUUUAGAGAAUGAAAUACCAAGGUGUUCCCUACCACAGACACAUCCAGCACCUCCCCCAUGUUUUUGUAAGUCAAGUGGUGGCAGUCUGAGAACCCUCCUGGAUUCUACUGACAUUGAUUUAAUGCAAGGGGCGUGUGUGUACGUUGAAGUUUGAUGCUUUCUGCCUCUUUCUGGCUUGCAAGCUAAACAUAGGAAAUAUUUUAAAAGUCUGAGAAUUGAAUGCCAGUCUCUUUUAAACACACACACACACAUACACACUCUCACAACCCAUCUCAGUUCUGGGAGUCAAACAUGUAAUCAGCAGAGCUAGAUCUGAGCACAACUAGUGGGAUUCUGCACUGUCUGGUAGGUAUCAGCUUUCCUGAGGGCGAGUUAGAUAAGCUCCAACUCUGACCCCCACUGCUUGCUGGACUCCUGACUAAAACCUCCUCUGUGUGUUUCCCUGAGAGGCAGAACUUGCAGCAAGGCAAACAAAUGUCCUGCCUCUGGAGAGCAGCUGCAGAUCCAGCUGAAAUGUCACACAGUUCAAACCAGACGCACAGUUUUAAACUCCUGGAGUCAAGCUAGGAAAUUGAGUUUUGUAGGUUUUUGUACAAAGCCUGAGCCUGUACGACUUCCUGAUGUCAAUAAACAAGUGCUUGUGCCGUGG